Carcharodon carcharias (great white shark) is the source of this 1887-nucleotide messenger RNA. It is a transcript of the gene tbata, whose product is annotated as thymus, brain and testes associated. NCBI's taxonomy places the organism in Eukaryota, Metazoa, Chordata, Chondrichthyes, Lamniformes, Lamnidae. The coding region runs from base 270 to 1412 and encodes 380 amino acids. The record is from RefSeq and is a predicted model, not a curated record. The transcript is spliced from 10 exons.
UCUGUCUGGUGUUCUCACCAGGGUUGGGAGGGGGAGGAAGGGGGCCAAGAGAGGAAAAAAAGCUUAUGUGUUGUUUCUGAGGUAUCUGUGUAUGUUUUAACGGACGGACAAGAUCUUCGGCUUUAGACAUUAAAUUCCGCUCACACAAGCCUGAAAUCCAGCAGGGAGAGGGAAGGCCAGACAGACAGACAGCACACAGAGGGCGAGAGGCUCGGUCUAGCACUGUGGAACAAAGUUAAGUGGCCUGAAACAUAUGUGAGGCUGUAACGAUGCUAGCAGCAGAUCCCCAAGAGAGAAGCCCCAGAUAUUUUUCUGAAAAUACAUCUAGAAAUGACCCACUGAUGUUAGAAAGCAGACCAGGUCACCCACCUCUGCUUUCCCUCGGCAAUCCUAUGCCCAGACCUAGAAAUGCCAAAACCUGCAAGAUCCCUGCUGACCACUUCUUCUACACCCGGAACAAUCCUCAUCCCAAGAGGGUGUACCACAUUCAAGGUCUGAAUAAUCAACUUGUCUGUAAGGUGGAUGAUUAUCGUGCCUGCAACAAAGAAGCGACUAAACCACCAACACCAAAACAAGAGUUCAUCAAACCACCACAGCCAACUGCUGCAAAUAUUCCCAUAACCACUCCUUAUCCAGCACAUACCAUCACAGGAAUACCACAACCCCCAUGUAAAGAAGAAGAUAUCGGCUUGUUACAUUCCCAAGCUUGGCGAGAGGAACUGAGGGACCUAACGGCAAGGAUGCAAUUCCCUUCAGAACCGACAGAAGCAAAAGAGGAGGAGAAUACAAAGUCGGGAAUUCAAUAUUCUGGUGAGAGUGGGAACCUGUGCCAUUUUCCGAAAAGGCCCACCUUCCGGUCUUCCUCUAGACCAAGCUCGCGUUCUGGAUGUGUGGGACUGGUCCUGACAAUGGCUGAACAUGAACUUCUUGUCCUGGAGCUACUGUCUCAGAUCUUACAGACCGAUUCAUUCCGAGCUGUACAGCAGUGGUUACUCAUAACAGGACCGAAAGAAAAAAACAUGGUGCUGGAUUUGCUGCGCUUGGCUGUGGCCAAUAUGAAGUUCAAUCAUCCAAACUGUGUCACUACAAAAGAAAAGUUAACUUCCCGUCAGCCAGAUGAAAGCAUGGAAACAGAGAUGUUCCGGGCAAAAUCUGCAUGUGAGAUGCGCCGUGCCAGGUCACAAUGUCAAUGUCAAAAACUAAAGUCUAUUUUGGAGAAAGAACCAGAUAGAGGGAGAGAUCUCAAAAUGCUGGAAGAGACAAGGCCACUUCCUUCUGCUCAUUACAAUCCACAGUCUAAAACUUGCAAAAAACCGAAAACUCUGGGACAAUCAAGAAUAUUCAAUGUGAUGUCUUCACCCAUAUUGGAUGGGAAGUUGUGCCACAGUAUGACUGAUCUAUGUAAAACUUAAAACAGAGGCAGACCCUUUGAAAGAGUUUUCAACAAAUGAGCGUGCAGAGUUAUCAGUAAAUUUUUUUGGAUGGAAAUGAAGCAUUGAUGUGUCAGAUUAUAUUGUACAUCUUCGCUGGGCUGAAUCAUUGACUUGUACGAGCAUAUUCUACCACUGAGAGAAAAAGCAGUAAUUUUAAAGGAAAACUUCAGAGUAACAAGACUGAAACUUUACAAUAAAGAAAUGUAGUUACUAUCCCUACCUCCUUGUACCAUGACCACAACCCUAAAAUCUCAUUUAAGUCACAUCUCACUCACCACAGUGCAGUGCGGACCUAAACAUUGAAGAAUCUUUAAGAGAAUGCUCUAAGUUAAGGCUCAACAAGCCCAUCAUUCUUAAUUCCAUCUAACAAAUUCCUUAGCAAAGGAUUAAGGAUUUUAAUCAGCAUUGCUCAUCCUACAAUCUUGGAUGCACCAGCAGCCUUUAUUUAAAAAAA